This is a messenger RNA of Leptonychotes weddellii (Weddell seal), 3036 nucleotides long. Lineage: Eukaryota; Metazoa; Chordata; Mammalia; Carnivora; Phocidae. The record is from RefSeq and is a predicted model, not a curated record.
GGCGCGCCGCGCCCGGUGGGUCUGGGAAGCUAGGGGGCCGCACGGAUGGCGGCGGCGGUGCGCGACGGCGACCCCGGGCCUGCACAGGAGCUGUUGGUGGCCUGGAAUACCGUGAGCACCGGGCUGGUGCCGCCGGCCGCUUUGGGACUGGCGUCCUCCCGGACCAGCGGUGCGGUGCCGCCAAAGGAGGAGGAGCUCCGGGCGGCGGUGGAGGUUUUGAGGGGCCACGGCCUGCAUUCGGUCCUGGAGGAGUGGUUUGUAGAGGUGCUGCAGAACGACCUGCAGGCCAACAUCUCCCUCGAGUUCUGGAAUACCAUCUCCCAGCGAGAGAACUAUGCAGACGAGCCUCAGUGCCUUCUGCUUCUCCUUGACGCUUUCGGCCUGUUGGAGAGCCGGCUGGAUCCCUACCUGCACAGCCUAGAGCUGCUGGAGAAGUGGACUCGCCUGGGCUUGCUGAUGGGCGCAGGCGCUCAGGGGCUGCGGGAGAAAGUCCACACCACGUUGCGGGGCGUCCUGUUCUUUUCCACCCCCAGAACCUUUCAGGACAUGAUUCAGCGCCUCUACGGUCGCUUUCUGAGAGUGUACAUGCAGAGUAAGCGGAAGGGGGAAGGGGGCACAGACCCGGAGCUGGAGGGAGAGUUGGACAGCAGGUAUGCCCGGCGGCGGUACUUCCGGCUUCUUCAGAGCCCGCUGUGUGCGGGAUGCGGCAGCGACAAACAGCACUGCUGGUGCCGCCAGGCCCUGGAGCGGUUCCACCAGCUCAGCCAGGCCCUACACAGGCUCAGUCUGUUGGAGCGGGUCAGUGCCGAGGCUGUGACCACCACCCUGCACCAGGUGACCAGGGAGAGGAUGGAGGACCGCUGCCGGGGCGAGUAUGAGCGCUCCUUCUUGCGUGAGUUCCACAAGUGGAUCGAGAGGGUGGUGGGCUGGCUGGGCAAGGUAUUCCUGCAGGAUGGUCCAGCCAGGCCCGCGUCCCCUGAGGCUGGCAACACACUGCGUCGCUGGCGCUGCCACGUGCAGAGGUUCUUCUACCGAAUCUACGCCAGCCUGCGCAUCGAGGAGCUCUUCAGCAUCAUCCGAGACUUCCCGGACUCGCGGCCAGCCAUCGAGGACCUCAAGUACUGUCUGGAGAGGACUGACCAGAGGCAGCAGCUGCUCCUGUCCCUCAAGGCUGCCCUGGAGACCCGCCUCCUCCAUCCAGGUGUGAACACGUGCGACAUCAUCACCCUCUACAUAUCCGCCAUCAAGGCCCUGCGUGUACUAGACCCAUCCAUGGUCAUCCUGGAGGUGGCCUGUGAGCCCAUUCGCCGCUACCUGAGGACGCGGGAGGACACGGUGCGGCAGAUUGUGGCUGGGCUGACGGGGGACUCAGACGGGACAGGGGACUUGGCUGUUGAGCUGUCCAAGACCGAUCCGGCGAGUCUGGAGACGGGUCAGGACAGUGAGGAUGACUCUGGCGAGCCCGAGGACUGGGUCCCCGACCCCGUGGAUGCUGAUCCAGGGAAGUCCAGCUCCAAGCGGCGCUCCUCGGACAUCAUCAGCCUGCUGGUCAGCAUCUAUGGCAGCAAGGAUCUCUUCAUCAACGAGUACCGCUCGUUGCUGGCUGACCGCCUCCUGCACCAGUUCAGCUUCAGUCCUGAGCGGGAGAUCCGCAACGUGGAGCUGCUGAAGCUGCGCUUUGGCGAGGCUCCGAUGCACUUCUGUGAGGUCAUGCUGAAGGACAUGGCGGAUUCCCGUCGCAUCAAUGCCAACAUCCGUGAGGAGGACGAGAAGCGGCCCGCAGAGGAGCAGCCACCUUUUGGGGUCUAUGCCGUCAUCCUGUCCAGCGAGUUCUGGCCGCCCUUCAAGGACGAGAAGCUGGAGGUCCCCGAGGACAUCAGGGAGGCCCUCGAGGUCUACUGCAAGAAGUACGAGAAGCUGAAGGCCAUGCGGACCCUCAGCUGGAAGCACACCCUGGGUCUGGUGACCAUGGACGUGGAGCUGGCUGACCGCACCCUGUCUGUGGCGGUGACUCCCGUGCAGGCGGUGGUCCUGCUGUACUUCCAGGACCAAGCCAGCUGGACCCUGGAGGAGCUGAGCAAGGUGGUGAAGAUGCCCGUGGCUCUCCUGCGGCGGCGCAUGUCCGUGUGGCUGCAGCAGGGCGUGCUGCGUGAGGAGCCUGCCGGCACCUUCUCUGUGGUGGAGGAGGAGCGGCCCCAGGACCGGGACAGCAUGGUGCUCAUCGACAGCGACGAGGAGAGCGACUCGGGCAUGGCCUCGCAGGCGGACCAGAAGGAGGAGGAGCUGCUGCUUUUCUGGACGUACAUCCAGGCCAUGCUGACCAACCUGGAGAGCCUGUCACUGGAGCGCAUCUACAGUAUGCUGCGCAUGUUUGUGGUGACCGGCCCCGCGCUGGCCGAGAUUGACCUGCAGGAGCUGCAGGGCUUCCUGCAGAAGAAGGGCACUCAGAAGUGGCUCCCAGGCCCCUCUCCACCCUACCUACCCCACCCCGGGGCUGCCUGCCCAGGGCUCCUCCACUCGGGCACCGAGCUCAAGCGAAGCUCCAGCCGAAGCCCUGCCCCCACCCGCUCUGCUUCAGGGCCCCACUGUGAGGUCAGCGCCUUCCGAUGGAUUCCGUGCGGAGCUGGGACGUACUGCGAGUGCAGCCUCGGCCUCAGCCGCGAGGCCCUCAUUGCCCUGCUCGUGGUGCUGGCGGGCAUAGGCGCCAGUUGCCUCUGCGGCCUGGUCAUCGUGGCAGUCGGUGUCAUGAGAGCCAAGAGUGAGCCAUGCCCCAGACACAUGAGCAGCAGGUUGGUGGGGCACUACGGAGUCCAGGAAGAUCGCAUGGACCUGCACUCCGUGCAAGUGGAGUCCCAUGUCAUGGACCCCGACCUGGAGGUCUCCAUGCUGCCGCCCCUGGACGAACAAGGCCUCCUGGCCAUUCCCGUGGACCCUAUGGCCCCAAACAUGACUGUGGAGGGGGAGCUCCCUCUCAGCCCCCCAACCUGAGUAGGGCUGCAGGCAGCCUGGGGGAGGGGAAUUAAACAGUAUUCAGUG